AUGACCGACAUACAGGUAGAAUUACAGCCCGUGCUGGACCCUGGAUACGGCUCGGGAGGCUGGAGCAAGGUUGCGAAAGUUAGGAAAGUUCCGGUACCCGUUGAACUUUGGCCUAUACUUCGUAUCUGA
Molecule: messenger RNA, 129 nt
Organism: Aspergillus nidulans FGSC A4
Lineage: Eukaryota; Fungi; Ascomycota; Eurotiomycetes; Eurotiales; Aspergillaceae
Exons: 3
Coding region: 1-129 (42 amino acids)
Source: RefSeq, a predicted model, not a curated record